Zychaea mexicana is the source of this 1255-nucleotide messenger RNA. RefSeq lists its product as uncharacterized. NCBI's taxonomy places the organism in Eukaryota, Fungi, Mucoromycota, Mucoromycetes, Mucorales, Lichtheimiaceae. The transcript has a single exon. The coding region runs from base 175 to 951 and encodes 258 amino acids. The record is from RefSeq and is a predicted model, not a curated record.
UAUAAACCCAACUCGACAUUUUGUUUUUCUUUUCCUUCUUUCCUUCCAUUUUUUAUUUACAUAUUCAUUGCUUACAUACCAUCUUCUGUUUAUACAUACCAUAUACCCCUCCUCUUUUACAAUCCACCAUAUUUACAUAUAUAACCAGAGCUUUACAUAUAUAUAAACAAAAAAAUGGACGCACAUUACUACCACAGUCACCGUCCAUCACUUCCUUUAACCAAGGAAAAUCUGUCGCGCUAUGUGCACCAACAAGAAGAAACCGAGCCUUCCUUCACAUUAAUGAGCCGCUACUACAACGACUUGCCACCACCCUCGCCUGUAUUAUCCGCACGGCGCGAACGACGCAAUUCAUCCAACACAACAUCCUCGGAUUUUGUCGUGGCCACACCACGUCUAUCUCCAUUUCCAUACCACAACGAUUCCUUAUUCCUUCCAACUGCAGAGCAGCAACAUAACAGCACCAUUAGCAGUCGACGUAGUAAUAGUCCUACGCCAUCCAUUGACACAUUCUCGAGCUAUCCAGGAGUACGACGAGCUAGUGCCGCUGAGCGACGUCCUAGUCCACUCGCAACAGUUCCUCCUCGACGUCAAGCAAGUGCUCCACCAUUAGACCGAGCCACGACACGUAAAUUCGCAAAGCAAGAUUGUCAAGAUAGUGCUACCACUCCAAAAAAAGCUCGGUCCUGGUGGCUUUGGCUUUCUAAACUGCUUACUAUCAAAUUAAAAAAGAAAAAAGCACAUGCUUCAUCAUCAUCAUCACUGUCCACUUCCUCCAAGCGUAGCAUCGCCACAUCAUCGCUACCAACAGCAUCAAUGACAACAGCUACCACGGCUGCUACUACUUUAACAGCAGCAACGUGCCGGCUAAAUGAAGGAUCGCCUGUGUGGUACAGCCAAUUCAGAGCAAACCCACCACCCCCUUCCGCAUUGGCCAUGGCUGCUGCUUGAAAACCAUCUCCUCUCCCCCAAUUUCCCCUCUCAAUCCCCGAUCCAUUACAUUCAGCCUUUUUUUAUGUUCAAAUCUGUACAAAAACCGAUUUUUUCUUAUAUUCUUUGUUACGAUUCCCCUAUUAUAAUUAUCUACUAUAUAUACGCUAUUUCUCUUUCAUGCUAUACUUAUCCCUCAGUCUCAUAUUACACUCAGCUAUAUAGAUAUCCCAAUUCUCAUCACAUAUAAUUAUCACAUAUUUAUAAAUAUACAAACAUAUCUUAUAUUCUUAUAUUUAGCCUUCACAAAUAUAACAAACAAUAG